UUACCUCCCCUAGCUGCUAUGUAGCAUCAAUCGCUUCUGCUUCUGCUUGUGGUUCCAUUCUAAAAACAAAAACAAAACCCCCAAAUCGCAAUGCUGUGAAUCAAAUGUCAAACGAGACAUUAUUUACUGAGGAUACGAUAUGCACUAUUCACCACAUCGUUCUUGCAUAAAUUAAGUAUUCAGAUAUAAAAAAAACAAGUUGUUGUGGUAUAUAUAAACACGUUAUACUUUCCAAUAUUGCGCAAUGUUUACUUGGUGAUCAGCUGGAGAUGUGACAACACCGAUCAGUGAAUAGUAAAUAAGAACUGAAUUUUAACGUAUGUCAUAUGCUUCAGAAUCUCCCUCAACUUCAGGAUGUACACAGGAACAGCAGAAACAAAAACAAACAAAUUGGUCACUGUGGGUUUAUACACUUAACUCCAGAAUAAUGAAUAAUUUGAUUGAGGAAAACUAAAGGAUAUACACAGAUGACACAAGACUAGACAGCAGGGGCAAGAAAAAAAACAGAAGGGAACAAAAACUGCUGAAAUUUUUUCUGUUCCAACACAACAAAACUAUUUCACCAUGGUUUUCGAAAUGAAUUCUUGUUGAUUCGGAACUAAUUUUUUUCUGGACAUAUACCAAUAUUGAACACAGGAAAGUUGACAAAAACAGCCAAGAUGGAGUUUAUUACAAUGGAUAAUUUCCAGUUCAUGGAACAGUAUAUUGGAGAUGUACGUGAACAUAAGAAAUCUAUCGACAUAGGGGAAUGUCCGCUGUGUAUUAGCUGUGCAAUGUUAAAUACAGAUGACGUACAAGAAAUUCUUCAAGAUGAAAAUGCUGAAAACAACCAAAGUACUUUGGAUGGCAAAACGCCUUUGCAUUUGGUCUGCAUUCCAAAGGAGAAUUCUAAGAGUUUUACAAUCAUCAAAUUACUGCUUGAAAAAGGUUUUGAUGUUAAUGCAAGGGAUGAUAAAGAUAGAACUCCUAUAUAUUUUGCAUGCAUGAACCUUAAUACUCAGCUCGUCAAAAUCCUCAUUGCAGCUGGGAGUCUAGUAAAUACUACCAUUUCAAGUGGACUCACACCUUUAAAGCUAGUCUGCAAGGCUGCUGAAAACACACUAAACUUAAAUAUUGUUCCAGCUUUAAACAUUGCCAAUUUGCUCUUAAGAGCCGGUGCUCAGAGGGAUGACACUUGUUUGCCAGUUGCAAUCCAAUAUGGACAGUACAGCCAUGUAAAAGAACUUCUAGAUUCUGGAAUGGAUGUUAACAUGUUGGAUGAGAGUGGACGUAGUCCUCUUGGGACUGCAUGCUCUAUACAUACAGUCAGUGCUGAUGUUGUGAAACUUUUACUUUCUUACGGAGCUAAUGUAAACAUAGGGGGCGCUUGGACAAAACAAAAACCACUCAUAUUUGCUUAUGCUCACAAUUCCUUUAGCAAAAUCAAAAUUCUUCUGUCCUAUGGAGCUUAUAUCACUUCUGAAGAAAUGACAGCUCUUGUGUCAAUGAGUGUUUCAAAAUCAAUUCUUGAAAACCCAGAGAUUGUUACUUUCCACAGCAAAGAGCUGCUUUCAUGUCGAAUACUGCUAGCUGCUGGCUUCACACCAAUUGUCCAUGGCGUAUUAGGAAUUAGCCAUGAUUUAACGACAAAGAUAAAUCAGCAACAAAAUCUUCCCCCACUACUACUUUUGAAUUUCCUUGCUGAUUCAAAUCAGCUAACUCAAGACUGCAAUGGAAAUAGCUACAUCUUCUUCAUGUACAAAUGUGCAGUAGUUACCAGCAUGUUGCACCUUGGUUUAAACUGCUUAUCUACCCACAACGCUCUUUAAUGGACUGGUGCCGAAUAAGCAUUCGCAGGAACUUACGUAAUUGUGUAGAUGACAGCAUUGAAGAGUUGGAAAUUCCUUUGGAACUUAAACAUUUCCUAUCAUUAAAAGAAUUCACAUGAUGCUAAACCCAGACCUCUUUUAAUAUUUCAUUUUAUAUUCUACCUUUUGCAGUUGGUACCAUCAAUGCGAAGGACUAUCAUUGCAUUUGUCAAUUCAAUUUCUCUGAAGAACUGGAUGCCUAAAUACAACAGCCAUCCUUGCUGCUACCCCAAAUUCUUUCUUAAUAAUACCCGAAAAGCAAAUUAUAGUGCAAAACUGUAAAACUCACAGUAUGUGUUUGUUUGUGUGUGAGUAUAUAUAUAUAUAUAUAUAUAUAUAUAUAUAUAUAUAUGCAUAUAUAUAUACAGUAGCUGUUUAUUUAUUUUGUGAUACUGAACCAAAAAGAGCUCAUGAUAAUCUUUUGUUAGAAGUGUGUGUGUGUGUUGAGUCUGAUACUCAUUGAUAUAACAGGAUUACAUAUACACCCUAUGCCCAAACGUAAAGAUUUCAUGCAAUCAACCAAUCAACUAUAUUGCAUGCUUGACUGUAUUCAUCAAUGCACUGUGAAAUAAGUACAUAUAUAUGUAUAUAUCUGUAAAAUAAUAUGUGACAAUUAUUCGGACAAUUAUUCGGCAUCCGAAACUCAGAGUUUUAUCUUGGCUACUGAAUAAU
This is a messenger RNA of Octopus sinensis (East Asian common octopus), 2519 nucleotides long. RefSeq names its product serine/threonine-protein phosphatase 6 regulatory ankyrin repeat subunit A. Lineage: Eukaryota; Metazoa; Mollusca; Cephalopoda; Octopoda; Octopodidae. Bases 660 to 1808 code for a protein of 382 amino acids. Gene Ontology annotation, molecular function: protein binding. Gene Ontology annotation, biological process: intracellular signal transduction. The record is from RefSeq and is a predicted model, not a curated record. The transcript has 5 exons.